UUUACCUCCUUCCUUUUCCGUGUAAUCACCUCGAUUUUUCAAGCAAUGCCUGUGUAUCAUUACGUGGGUUCAUACGGACAGAAUCGUCCAGGAUUUUCGCCAUCUCCAUCGUGGUAGCAAGGAUCUGAUAUGAUCACUGACGACAUAUGCUGGAGUAGGCUCCGCCCCUAUGGCGUUUGUCUUGAGGUCCAUGUAUAUCUGCGAACCCUAUAGCCCAUGAUGAGGCUCAAACAAACAUUCAGCGUAGCCUCUUUGUCAAUUCUGCCUUUUAGGCCCAAGUUGAGCCAUAGCCGCAUGCCUCAGAUCGACGUCCUGCAGGUUCGAAAGACGGCGUCAAAAUGCCAUGAGCUGCACGCUACCGCAGUCAGGUCCGUCAUGCAUGAGCCACCGAGCGGGAUCGUAUUGCGCUUGACUGGAUCCGGCCUCCAGAUACUGUAUAUCUUAGGGUGGGUGUUCGGACCUUGUCCAUGCAUGUAUAAUUUUGACGGCAAGGAGAUACUUCCCACUCUCGACUUCGGUUCGAGGGAAGACCUGCAUGUAGAGGACACAUGUAAAGUAUGUGCUUCUUUGGCACACGCGGUCCAGCACCAAGCGAGAAAUAAAGAAAUAUGAUACGGAAUAUGGAACAAUAUUUCCGUCAUUCCUUUACCAGAAGUUCCAAGGUCGCGGGCUAUUGCGCAAGGUAUAUCGACUUGUCUUCUUGCUAGUGCGCUAAGGAGCCGAUGUGUU
Messenger RNA from Aureobasidium pullulans EXF-150, 729 nucleotides. RefSeq lists its product as uncharacterized. The record is from RefSeq and is a predicted model, not a curated record. Bases 217 to 612 code for a protein of 131 amino acids. NCBI's taxonomy places the organism in Eukaryota, Fungi, Ascomycota, Dothideomycetes, Dothideales, Saccotheciaceae. The transcript has a single exon.